AGGGAAGCACUGGGAGAAAACAAAGCGCCGGGCGACGCGGAGCGUAAUAUUUUUUUUCCCAAAAAAUAAAAAAUGACUGCUGGGUCUUCGGAAGAAGAGAAAGCAGACCCAGAAUUAGUGGAAAAGAUAAUUCACACAUUAAAGUCAAAGGGAUGUUUUGAUCAGUUCAGAAAAGAAUUUAUUGCAGAGGCUGACACAAAGCCUGCAUAUCACAAUCUACAACAGAGAGUAGAAUCAUAUGUAUCAAGAUUUCUUAGCCAACAAAAAUGGAGUCCAACACUAAACAAAAAUCAACUGAGAGAGAAUCUUCGCAGACAGAUAAAUCAGUCUGGUAUGUUAAACAAAGGAGUGGAGAGGAUUGUGGAGCAAACAAUCAACCCAAAGAUCAUGCAGCUUAUAAAGCCAAAGACAGAUGAGGUGACAUGUGAACACCUUAACAUUAGUCUUACCGAACAUAAGAAUGCUCUGAAGAGAAAGCAACAAGAACAGCAGGAGAAAUUGAUGAAAUCACCUGAUUCUGCCAGCAUUCAGAGUCUUCUGAAUAUUAAUUUUAACUCACCACCACCAGCUACUAAUGCUGGUCCGUUUGCCAACACAAGUUCACCUGCUAUGUUACCUGGACAGUAUAACUCAGGACCUCCUCCUGCAGCUGGCAUGCUUGGACCAACACCCACACCAGCACCAGGCCAAUUUCCUCCUCAGCUUCAAGGUUACAGCGGUGCCAACCCAGCUGGACUAACUUUUCCAGGGAUCAGUCAACAAAAUUUUCCUUUUUUACCGCAUGGUUGGAAUGCUUCAUUAAAUGCUGGAUUUCCGCCAAUUUUCCCAGGCCAUCCUUUUCAAACUUUUGGCAUCCCCCCUCCAGGAAUAGCAAUGACUGUGCCCCCUCCAGCUGCAGGAGGCCUCAUGAUACCCCCAGUGAGCAGUGCAGUAAUCACAAGCUCUGCACAAGCACUUAAACCAUCUCCUAUAAAGGGAAUCAAAGGUCUUAAUGCCCUCCUUGGUCUACCAACACCAUCAGAAGAACCUGCUCCGCCGGGAACCGUCGUCCUCCCAGAUGGUACCCAGGUUCUGAAAAAGAGACCAGCGUCUGAUAUCAGUUUGGCAGAAGAUUCUAAAGAUGGUUUAUACACUGAUGCUACAGGGAAUGUUGACUCUGAGAAAGCUUUGGCAGAGAAAGCUGUCAAUGAACAGAUUCAGAAAGCAAUGCAUGAGCAGAUGGUAGCUAUUGGUGAGCUAGAUGGUGAGCUUGGGGAUCAGACUGGUGAAGGCAAGAGGCAAUACAGGUUUGCCUGGGAUGAAGAUAUACAGGAAGUUGACCUUGAGGAUUCUGUCGGGUCAAGUGACAUUAGUUCUGUGCACACAAGUGAUCUGUCCCAUUUUGAGGACAGUGAGAACAGUUCAGAUAGUGACCUUGAAGAUCUGGAGAAUAAACUACAACAGUUGAAGGAGAAACAUAAAGAAGAGUCAAACAUUGAUCAUGGUUCAGAAGCUGUUAAGGAGUCAGUGGAAGCCCAAGUAGAAAUGAUGGAUACAGGGACUGCUGAAACACCAUCAGAAAUUGCUCCAACAGAAUCUGCACUCAUCAAAUCUCAAAUGUUAACACCUACUGAGAGCCAAGUAAUGGAUGAGGGUGCAUUAAAGAAAGAGGUAGCAGAAAAGCCUCGUAAACUAUUGUCGUUACAGUAUAACUACAGCGAUAGUGAAGAUGAAGAGACGCGAGAAGAAAG
Ruditapes philippinarum (Manila clam) is the source of this 1730-nucleotide messenger RNA. Its product is annotated as biorientation of chromosomes in cell division protein 1-like 1. Lineage: Eukaryota; Metazoa; Mollusca; Bivalvia; Venerida; Veneridae. The record is from RefSeq and is a predicted model, not a curated record.